AUGGAUAAUACUGAAGGUUGCAAUAUAGAAUAUGAUGGUACAGUACAUUUAAAAUAUGGGAGUUUUGGUAAACAGAUUAUUGGCUUGGUAUUAGUCAUAGAACUGUGCUUAAUGACCGUCGGUUUAAGUUUGGUCUAUGGUCGACAACAAUAUUUCCGAGUGCAGCCUCGGGAUGUUCAAGUGCAAGAAGGUGGUGAGGCGAUGCUGGAAUGCGAGGUGGCUAAUUUGACGGGUCAAGUGCAAUGGGCGAAAAAUGGAUUCGUCUUAGGGUCCUCGUCGGUUAUUCCGGGUUUGCCUCGACACUCAAUGGUCGUUGACCGUCCUCACGGCAUAUACAACUUGAGGGUGAGCAAUGCUUCCCUAGAGGACGACGCCGAAUAUGAGUGUCAAGUGGGACCGGCAAGGCCUCAUAAGGCAAUUCGGGCAAGAGCUAGGCUCAACGUCAUCUCGCCGCCCUCAUCCGUUGAAAUUUUAGACCACCGGCAUUUUUCAAAGAUAGAAAUAAAAGAAAAUGAAGAGUUCCAUCUCGAAUGCAGAGUGCGAAAUGCAAAACCCGCAGCAAAAAUUGUCUGGUACAGAGGAAUCGUAGAAUUAAACAUACCCAAUCGCGAUGAUCAAAUAAUUGAAGUUCCCGGGAAAAACGGGGACAAAAGACUUACCAGAUAUGACACGCAUUCUCGCAUAUCGUUGAAGCCAACAGCUCAAGAUGAUUAUGCCAGAUACACGUGCGAAGCGAGGCACGAAGCAUUAUCUUCCGACAUACAUAUGAAAACAACAGUGCAGCUUAGCGUAUUUUAUCCGCCUGGUUUGCCAUAUAUUGAGGGGUAUACGGAAGGGAAGACUAUCCGACGAGGCCAAACCGUGGAGUUGGCGUGUCGUAGUAGAGGAGGCAAUCCUCCAGCCCAAUUAAUCUGGUACAAGAACGGCAAACAAAUCCAAAAGGCGUACAAAACGGCCGCAAGAGUUUCACAAAACGUUUACAUCUUCACAGCGGGCGCCAGCGACAACAUGGCAAGAUACAAGUGCGAAUCUAGCAACAUCAUGUCCAAAUCUCCGUUGAAAGCCGAAGUCGACAUGACCGUUUUAUUUUCUCCAGCACGUGUCACCAUAUCAGGUAAAACCGAGGCCAAAGUUGGCGAUCUAGUUACCUUGACUUGCACAACCGCAAACUCGAAUCCACCUGCAGAAAUGAAGUGGAUGGUGGCUGGCAGACAGAUUAGAAAUGCCACCUCCAGAACUCUUGUUUCUCCAGAAGGAGGCUGGAUUACAACGUCCAACAUCACAGCCGUUGUUGAGCCUAACAGGACAAGUUUAGUUGUAACUUGUCACGGAUUGAACAUGCAGUUAAGAGAAAAUGUAGUCUCUACGCAUACUAUCAACGUUUUAUAUCCACCAAAUCCGCCUUUUAUUCAUGGAUAUAGAUAUACGGAGAGGUCGUAUAUACCGUCGGGGACCAUGCAAAAGAUCUCGUGUACAUCAUAUGGAGGAAACCCUUUGGCUACUCUGACGUGGUAUAAAAACGACAAGAAGAUCAAUUCAAUUAUAAAAACGACUGACAAAUCGGUAACGGCAGAAAUAACGAUCGUAACAAAUGUUACUGACAAUAAAGCCAGAUACAGAUGUGAAGCGGCGAAUUCAGCAAUCGAUAUUCCAUUAUUUGAAGACAUCACUAUGAACGUGUAUUUUCCUCCCGAUUAUGUGACAAUUCGGAAAGAUCCUGUAGAAUUAAAACCAAACGAGCAAGCAACGUUAACGUGCGACUCGGGUUCAAGUAAUCCCCCAGCUAAAAUAUUAUGGUGGAGGGACGGCAUCCUCGUACAAGGUUUGUACAACGCGACGAAAGCAGGUCUUCAUGGAGGCACCGUGUCGACGACCGAACUAAAACUUAAUAUCACCGAACAACUUAACGGAAUUGUUUACACGUGUCAAGCUACUAAUGAAGCCUUACGACGUUCCGCUCACGACACCAUCACUCUCCAAGUUUUAUAUAAACCCGUUUUCGAUAAAGAUAACGAAGAAGCGGUCACAGGAGUAGAAGGCGAACCACUGAUCGUCUCGCUGAAAGCUGAUGGCAGUCCGCAAAAUAUCGCAUACACCUGGACCAAAGACGGCCUACCGAUUAUACAAUCGUCAACUGGUUCUGGUGUGGAACGAAUCAUCUCCGACGGUCCUGUUUUAAAUAUAACAAGGUUAAGCAGACAUGACGCUGGCACGUACACCUGCGAAGCGAUAAAUUCGCAGGGUAGUUCGGUCAUUCAGAUUAACAUUACUGUCCAAUAUGCGGCGGCGAUCGUUGCCACAAGCGAGAGUGUGAUAGUGAAUCCGAAUGAAACUGCCAUACUCUGGUGUACAGCGGAUGGCAAUCCGUUGUCUGAUGGUACGAUUAGGUGGAAAAGAGACGCUUUUCCGGAUUUCGAUUCCCGCACUUCAGUCAUGUAUCAUAAAACAGGAACGUCGUAUUUGAAGAUAACUCAUGUCACAAGGAACGAUUUAGGAAAUUUCCAGUGCACUGUCAACAACGGAGUUGGGAAUGUUACAACGAAAGAUGUGAUGCUCAUAGUGAAACAUAAACCUGAAAUCGACGAACAUCCUGCUCUGCUGAAAUUUGCAAGCGAUGAGGGCGACACGGGGAAAGUUAUUUGCAGGAGUCAGGCCUCUCCUCUAGCUAGAUACUCUUGGGCUCGAUCAGGGUGGCCAAUUACUGCCAACACUACAGGAAAAUACUACUCUACUUUUAGACAGAUCGAUGCUUUAACGUCUGAAUCCGUCCUGUACAUUACUCACGUAACUUCAUCCGAUUACGGUAAAUACGAAUGCGUUGCGAGAAACGAACUAGGCUUCUCUACAAUUUCACCGAGACUUGAAGUAACUUCUGCUCCAGAUACGCCGACCCUUCUAACAAUAUUAAAUGUGACUCACGAUACCGUCACACUGGGAUGGACACCUGGUUUUGACGGUGGCCUGAAAGCCUCUUAUCUCAUUAGAUACAGGCGAGUGAAUGAUGAUGGCUAUAAAUAUGUGGACGUAGUGCCUCAUAAUGCGAUUAUAUUUACAAUACGUAAUUUGGAAGUUAACACACAAUACGUGUUUUCCAUUAUGGCGAUGAAUAAAGUGGGAAACAGCAAGUUUAUUACUGAUCUGUUGUCGGCGAACACAUCAAUGUACAACGACCAUAUCGAUAAGAUUGUUCCGCCAGAUUUGUUGGAUAAACAGGAUUUACCGAGAAUUGUUAUUAGUGUUUCUGUUAUUGGUAUUUUGUUUUUAAUUGCCAACAUCGUAUUAGUUGCCGGUUGCAUUCUUAGACGAAGAGCUAAAAGAAUCCGCGAACAAAAUAAUCAAACUCGUACAUCGGCUACCAUCGAAAUCUGUGCUCCGAAUAGCCACAACGAUACCGUCACAGAUGCAACAUUAUCUUCAUUUAAUGAGAAAAGUGAAACUUACAAUAACGAAGAGAGUAACAAUGAUUGCGUGGAGGAUGGCCGUAAACAAGCAACAAGCACUUACCUCGUGGACCAAAAGGACUACCCACGUCCGCAACCAAUAUGUCUUAGUGAUGAGCUUCAGAUGCAACCUAACAUGGUUCACAACACGCACACUCUUUCUCAUCCUCAUCAUCACCACCAGCAUUUUAUGCAUGAUAGGACCAGAGCUAGGGAUGAUCAAAACCUUGGCUAUCAAGGCACUAUGUCAGCAAAAUCGUCCAACAUAAGUGCCCCAUCGCCAGCACCUCCAGCGGACGGAUCCUAUUACAACAUGCCCGACCGCUAUCUUUCGUAUUCACCACCUCUAGAUUUUCAAGAUCCGCCUCCAAUACCGGCACUUCCUCACGUGGGUCAUAUGCGCAACCCGGAGCCACCGCCUCUUCCGGCCAAUGAAUCUCUUCUCCGCCAUCAGCGAGAUGCCGUUCCAUCGCCAGACCGAGAUGCCGUUCCAUGGCCAGACGUUCUUCACAAUUCCAGCGAGAAUCCCCAAAGUCUCCUAGCUCAAAUUCUUGCUCAGAAACGACUCCUGACUAGUUUUGGAAAAGGUUAUGGUAUUAAUGAACAAGAAGGAUAUCUUGUCUGAGACAAGGAGGAUAUUUUAUAGUCCUGUAAAAUAUAAAGUGCGACUGUUGGUCAAUUUUGUGAAUUUAAAAAGGAUCGCUGAAAUAUAUACAAAGACAUAAGUAAUCAAUGAA
Molecule: messenger RNA, 4177 nt
Organism: Zophobas morio
Lineage: Eukaryota; Metazoa; Arthropoda; Insecta; Coleoptera; Tenebrionidae
Product: nephrin-like
Exons: 18
Coding region: 1-4065 (1354 amino acids)
Biological process (GO): cell-cell adhesion
Cellular component (GO): plasma membrane; cell-cell junction
Molecular function (GO): cell adhesion molecule binding
Source: RefSeq, a predicted model, not a curated record